Messenger RNA from Rubroshorea leprosula, 549 nucleotides. NCBI's taxonomy places the organism in Eukaryota, Viridiplantae, Streptophyta, Magnoliopsida, Malvales, Dipterocarpaceae. The record is from the annotation of a GenBank genome assembly.
GCGGGGAUCCCAUUCCCCACCAAUUAACUUCAAAGCAACAGUAGCAAAGCAAAUGGCUUAGGCUGUUCGGCGGCGGCAGCAGCAGCAGACUCCGAUGGCGCAGCAACAGGCUCUGGUGGUGGUAGCAGCAGCAGCAGCAGCAGCAGCGGAUGGGUCCGACAACAACAGCAGUGGAUGGGUCCGGCAACAGCAGCAGCAGAUGGGUCCGGCAGCGGCAGCAGCGGCAGCAGCAGAUGGGUCGGCAGCAACAGCAGAUGGCUCCUACAGCAGCAGUAGAGCAGAUGGCUGUUCAGCAGCAACAGCAGCAGAUGGGUUCGGUGGUGGUAGCCGGUAGCAGCAGCAGAGCAGAUGGCUUUGGCUGAACAGCAGCAGCAGCAACAGAUGGGUCCGGUGGUGGCAGCAACACAUGGUCCGGCAGCAGCAGCAAUGGCUCCGGUGACAGCAACAGCAACAGUAGGGAAACUGAAGGUGAGAUGAAUGUGAGAGAUGUGUGAAGCUGCAGUUAAAGAGAUUGAGUGAUGGGAAUUAAAAUAAAUUAGGGUUAGGGUU